Molecule: messenger RNA, 1128 nt
Organism: Ictalurus punctatus (channel catfish)
Lineage: Eukaryota; Metazoa; Chordata; Actinopteri; Siluriformes; Ictaluridae
Gene: tmem33
Product: transmembrane protein 33
Biological process (GO): membrane organization; endoplasmic reticulum tubular network organization
Cellular component (GO): endoplasmic reticulum; membrane
Source: RefSeq, marked provisional
CUGUGAAUCAAUUAGAGACGCAGCUGUUAGCAACCUCUGGGCUGGCUCUAUUUUAUUCAUCUUACUGUCCAUUAAAAUACAUUCCAGAGUGAAGAUUGAGACCCUCCCCUCCCCCCCCAAAAGAUGGCCGACACAGAGCAGCAAAAUUCUCCUCCUCCUCCUCCUCCUCCUCAGACCGGGCCUGCACAAUUCCUGUUGAGUAACAAACUGGAGACGGCCAUGUGGCUCUCGCGCCUCUUCACGGUCUACUGCUCCAUCAUGUUCAUCCUUCCUCUCCUCGGGCCAAUUGCAGCAGCUAACUUCUACCAAAGGGCUCUCUUGGCCAACGCUUUGACCAGCGCGCUGCGUCUGCACCAGAGGCUUCCUCGCUUCCAGCUGAGCCGAGCCUUCCUUUCACAGGCGUUACAGGAAGACAGCUGCCAUUACCUCCUCUACUCACUCAUCCUGGUCAACUCCUACCCCAUCACCAUGAGCAUAUUCCCGGUGUUCCUCUUCUCACUGCUUCAUGCCACCACGUACACUAAGAAGGUUCUUGACACGAUGGGGCCGGACAGUCUGCUGUUCGUUCGGAACUUCCUGAACAAGCUCACGGCCAAUCAGCAGAACAUUCUCAAGUUCAUCGCCUGCAAUGAGAUCUUCCUGAUGCCAGCUACUGUCUUCAUGCUCUUCAGCGGACAGGGCAGCCUGCUGCAGCCCUUCAUUUAUUACCGCUUUCUGACUUUGCGUUACGCCUCCAGACGAAACCCUUACUGUCGGACCCUGUUCACAGAGUUGAGGAUUCUCCUGGAGCACUUUGUGAUGAAGCCCGCCUGCCCGGCCUUCUUCAGGAGAAUGUGCCUCAAUAGCAUCGCCUUCAUCAGCCGCCUGGCUCCUACAGGAGUCUAAAUACACUGUGUAUCAACACAUACUCCAGCACGACACAGCACCACACACUGAUAAAUACACACAAUUACACUUCUAAGCUCCUACAACGUGACUAGCUGGGAGAGAGUUCCUCCAAUGUAGGUUUCUAAGCAGGCAGACGAUGCUCUUGCUCUCGACGUCCUGCUGAUCUCGUCUUCUGCAUGGAAAACAGUUGCUAUUUUGGAGAAAUUCCACAGAUCUGAAAGGCUGACAGACAAAAAAAAA